Molecule: messenger RNA, 633 nt
Organism: Staurois parvus
Lineage: Eukaryota; Metazoa; Chordata; Amphibia; Anura; Ranidae
Source: the annotation of a GenBank genome assembly
UAUUGUCCCCACCCUCCCAAUCAUGUGAUUCAGGUGUUCCAAUCCCCUCCCAAUCAUGUGAUUCAGGUAUUCCAAUCCCCUCCCAAUCAUGUGAUUCAGGUGUUCCAAUCCCCUCCCAAUCAUGUGAUUCAGGUAUUCCAAUCCCCUCCCAAUCAUGUGAUUCAGGUGUUCCAAUCCCCUCCCAAUCAUGUGAUUCAGGUGUUCCAAUCCCCUCCCAAUCAUGUGAUUCAGGUAUUCCAAUCCCCUCCCAAUCAUGUGAUUCAGGUGUUCCAAUCCCCUCCAAAUCAUGUGAUUCAGGUGUUCCAAUCCCCUCCAAAUCAUGUGAUUCAGGUGUUCCAAUCCCCUCCAUAUCAUGUGAUUCAGGUGUUCCAAUCCCCUCCCAAUCAUGUGAUUCAGGUAUUCCAAUCCCCUCCAAAUCAUGUGAUUCAGGUGUUCCAAUCCCCUCCCAAUCAUGUGAUUCAGGUGUUCCAAUCCCCUCCAAAUCAUGUGAUUCAGGUGUUCCAAUCCCCUCCAUAUCAUGUGAUUCAGGUGUUCCAAUCCCCUCCAUAUCAUGUGAUUCAGGUGUUCCAAUCCCCUCCAUGGACACAGGUGUAUACAAUCAAGCCCCUAGGCAUGCAGACGGCUUCUACAAAC